Messenger RNA from Cucurbitaria berberidis CBS 394.84, 375 nucleotides. RefSeq lists its product as uncharacterized. NCBI's taxonomy places the organism in Eukaryota, Fungi, Ascomycota, Dothideomycetes, Pleosporales, Cucurbitariaceae. The coding region runs from base 1 to 375 and encodes 124 amino acids. The record is from RefSeq and is a predicted model, not a curated record. The transcript has 2 exons.
AUGCCUGCGCUCGCGCUACCCCCAACAGGACCUGGUUCUCGCCCCAACUCAACUAAAUAUACACCAGCUGGCGAUCCUCCUCUCCUCUCCUGUCCUUACCACAACCCAAUACUGCAACUCCAAGCUACAAUGAACACGCUCGCAGGCAUGCAACCCAUGGAGAAGUUCCUCGCGGCAUCUUCCUCUCAACACCCAGUAGCUUUCACUGAAGCUCUUCAAAUUGGAACUGCCGCCUCGGCUGGUUGUACUUGUGGUUCUGUACUGGAUGCAGUUGUGCACGGCUUGGCCUAUGAUGCGAUGAAUCUUUGCAACACAAUUGAUACAAUCCAAGAAAGUUCUGGGGAUUCAGUCCUAGCGGAUGCUGUACCGCCUUAG